Molecule: messenger RNA, 1217 nt
Organism: Mya arenaria
Lineage: Eukaryota; Metazoa; Mollusca; Bivalvia; Myida; Myidae
Exons: 4
Coding region: 9-326 (105 amino acids)
Source: RefSeq, a predicted model, not a curated record
ACUUUAAAAUGGACAGCAGACAUGACGAUUCAACAUUAACAAAUGCUAUGAUUGGGCUAUCAUCUACGACUGGAACAGCAUUUGUCUCUUUUGUUGUCGGAUGUUUUAUAUUCAUGAAACUGCGUUCACCCAAAGCCAAUCCACGCAAGAAUGCAAAUCAUUCUGAACACGUGAAUCAAGCAAACGACCAAGGAAACGACAUUUCCAGUAGCAGAGUCAAUUUGAAGGCCAGCGCAGAAAUCAGCAGCUACUCCACGUUACAAAUAUAUGAGAACACAACCCUUAGAGAGCCAUACAAACCUGUGCAGAUUGCGGGAGAUUCUUAAGCAUGUAAUAUGUAGUCAUUGUUUUGAAUUGAUUAACUUUGUUGCAAACAUAUGAUUGUUCAGCUUUACAAUGUUUAUUCAUGAAACUGUUUUACAAAUCAAGGAUUCUUGCUCAGUUUCAGGUGUGUUUUUUUUGUUUUGUUUUUAAGAACCUAGAUCCAUAUGGCAUAGACACAAGAAUUAUGAGAAAUACGAUAUAUUUUGUAAACUAAUAAAUGGAUACAUAUUUGCAUAUAUAAUAUGUAAUACAUUGUUCUUCGUUGUUCCACGGUACUCUUAGCUAAUGAUGAGUGUGCAGUUUUACUAUGUUUCAUCAUAGAAUUGUUCCAACAAACUCGGAAUCUUGCCCAGUUUCAGUAUAAUUCAAGAACUAUACCCAUAUGGGUAUCAGUUGUAAUGACAAGGAACAAAAGGACAUACAAGACAAACAAAUCAUUAGUACAAUAUACUAGUUUAAAACUGAUAGAUGGAUACAUAUUAACUUAAAUCAAUAAAAUGUCCACACACCCCGCAUCCACCUUGCUCAAACACAUGAUACGGUGAAAUGGAUAUAAACAUCACUGCAAUAACCUUGGGAUUACAGAUAUAGACAGAUGGAAAUGAUUUACGCAUUGAACAAAAAAGAAAAUUUCAAACGGAUAUCUAAGAGAUUGUUCUUUUUUUAAUAUUUUAUUAUCAUUUAGGGUAUUCAUACGUGAGAAUGAAUUGGGAAAUGUAUUUGUUUCAAUCAACACAUGGACAAUAUAAAGAUAGCUAUAUCCCAAAAAUUGGGCUUCGAAUACAAGUAUUUGGGUGUUGUUGACAUUAAUUAUAUUUACGUAAUUCAUCAAUAGUAUCCAUAUAGGUGUAUUGUAAACGAUGCAAAUGAUAUGAAUAAAGCGUUAGAUUUUU